Molecule: messenger RNA, 5503 nt
Organism: Nerophis ophidion (straightnose pipefish)
Lineage: Eukaryota; Metazoa; Chordata; Actinopteri; Syngnathiformes; Syngnathidae
Product: arrestin red cell-like
Exons: 14
Coding region: 3031-4332 (433 amino acids)
Biological process (GO): signal transduction; chromatin remodeling; positive regulation of ERK1 and ERK2 cascade
Cellular component (GO): nucleus; cytoplasm
Molecular function (GO): angiotensin receptor binding
Source: RefSeq, a predicted model, not a curated record
UGUAUAAUGUAGCCAGGAGUCACGGAUGCACGGAAUUAUGGGCAAUCCCUAUGCUGCCUUUAUAAUGUGCCACAGAGCCAAUGUUCUCCAGAAAUGUGCUUGGUGUAGGUUCACGGAGUGUGGCGCACACCAGCAAGAAUGUUAAAGCUGCCUACAUCACAAACAUCAGUGUAAAAGGUAUUGUGAUGUUAACAACCCCAACCCGUAAAAAAGCACCAUGUUACAGAAACGACAAGAAGGAGCCAUUCGGGUACACUACGGCAGAGAAGAGAGGGCGCAUCCUUGCAUGUAUCUAUGACGGGGCCGGGUGAAAUCAAGAGGGAAGCCUGACCCCUGAUGACCCCGAUCUUCGAAACCAAAGCCAUCACCAGAGUAUGUACCUGGAACGUGCGCAAACUGUUUUAGUGUGGGCGCAUGGACCAGGUGCUGAAGACUAUGAGGGACUAUCGCCUGGACAUUUUAGGCGUUAGUGAAAUGAGGUGGACUGGGCAGGGGCGCCUCGUCAUUGAUGGAGCAACCGUUCUUUUCUCUGGGAAGCAAGACCACCAUACCCAUUGAGUCGGGAUGAUCCUUUCCAACUGUGCGGCACUUGCGCUAGUGGGAUGGAAACCGGUGAAUGAGCGCAUCAUCACAGCAAGGCUCUAUAGUAGACAUGCCAAAGUGACCAUUGUGCAAGUCUAUGCCCCAACCGAGGUUGCCUCAGAAGAGGACAAGGAUGCCUUCUACAGCCAGCUCCAAGCCGUGCUUGAUGCGAUCCCCAGCUAUGACAUCAAGAUGCUGAUUGGAGACCUAAAUGCGGAAGUGGAUGGCGGUAGAAGGGGCCUCAAUGCCACAGUGGGACCACACGGGUCUGCAAACUCUACCAAUGACAACGGGGAGAGACUGCUGCUGCUAUCCAGUACCAACGGCCUCAGCAUUGGUAACACGUUUUUCAAGCACAAACAGAUCCAUAAGAUGACAUGGGUUUCACCUGGGGGCGGAACCCGAAAUGAGCUGGACUACAUAUGCAUAAACACAAGGUGGCGUUCGUCACUGUUAGACGUUUGUGCACACAGGGGUGCAGAUGUAGGCUCAGAACACUUUCUUGUGGUGGGUAAAAUCAGGCGGAAGCUGAAAAAGGUGCAAAAAAUGACAACCAAGAGACCCUACGCAGUGGAAAAGCUUAAGAACACUAACCUGUCGAGAAACUACCGUGAGGAGUUGAGGAAGAAGCUUGAGGUACCACCAAAUCCUUCAAUUGAGGAGCAGUGGAGUCUCAGAAGGGGCACCAACAAGGAGAGAUGGAUAACAGAAAAGACCUGGAAAUUGAUUGACGAAAGGAAGAUGGCAAAGAUGGAAAGAGAACAGAAGAGGAGGCUCCGAUGCUGGAGGAUGAAAGACGAGGAGUACAGACACCUUGACCAGGAAGUAAAAAAGAGCUGCAGGAAAGACAAACGGAGGUGGCUGCAGGAGAAAGCAAAAGAAGCACAAGAGGCAGCAGAGAAAAACAACACUAAAACACUCUACAGGAUUGUGCGGGAGCUAACCAGCUCCAGGAGCAGCUCCGGGGUGCCAAUCAAGACAGGGCACUACUAAGCGACGAGGAACAGGAAGCAAGGUGGGUGGAGCACUUCAAAGAGGUUCUCAACCAGCCAACACCUCCCACUCUCUUUCUUUUUGAUCGGGAAACACCAACCCCAACUCUGAUAGUCACCUCAGAAGAGAAACCAGGACCGAGGUUGCCCAAGCAAUCAAGAGCCUCAAGAACAGCAAGGCACCAGGACUCGACGAGGUAUCUGCUGAGUUGCUGAAGCACGGUCAGGAGGUGGUUGUGGAGAGCCUCACGCACCUGUUCAACCUGAUCUGGCAUGCCGAAGAGGUCCCUGCUGACUGGAGACGGGGGGUUAUAGUGACGCUGCCAAAGAAGGGAAACCUCGCAGACUGCAACAACUGGCGGGGCAUCACACUGCUGUCGAUUCCAGUUAAAGUUUUCUGUAGUGUGCUGCUCCAACGCCUAAAAAAAGAGGUUAGUAACAUCUUAUUGCAAGGGCAAGCCGGCUUCCGAAAGGGAAGGUCUUGCGCGGAACAGAUCUUCACUCUUCGCAACAUCAUAGAACAAUGCCAAGAACUCCAGACACCCCUCAUCAUCAAUUACAUCGAUUUCAAGAAAGCCUUCAAAAGCAUCCACCGGGAAUCACUGUGGCAGAUCCUCCAGCUAUACGGUAUACCAUCAAAGUACGUCAACAUCUUCAGAGCCCUGUACCACAACUCCACCUGGCUGGUGAAAACCACCAACAGCACAACCGACGACUUUGACAUUGUGAACGGGGUAAGACAGGGUUGCAUCUUGUCCCCCUUACUGUUCAUAAUUGUCAUAGACUUUGUCAUGAGGAAGUCUGUCGUCGGAACAAACCUGGGCAUUACGUGGGGAGGGGGCAGACUGGCAGAUCUGGACUUUGCGGACGACUAGGCCCUGCUUAGCCAUUCCUACGCUGCGCUCCAAAAAUUGACCAACAAUCUGCAUGAGCAAGGGGAAAAAGUUGGCCUACGUAUAAGCCAAGAGAAGACCAAGGCCAUGACCGUCGCACAAGACCAAAACGUUCCACUGCUCACCGUAGGCGAACAAGGCAUAGAGUACGUUAAGAACUUCACGUAUCUGGGAAGCAACAUCUCAAAUACUGGAGACGCAGAAAAGGACGUACAGACCAGAUUCGGAAAAGCUGCAGGAGUCUUCCAACGCCUCCAGAACAUCUGGUCGAAAAUCUAUCAGUACGUCCACAAAGCUGCGCCUCUAUAUGUCAGUAGUCAUCCCUACAGUGACCUAUGCCUGUGAGACGUGGAUGAAGACAUCAAGCAUCACGAACAAGCUGGAUGUCUUCCACCGACGGUGCCUAAGAUACAUCUUGAAGAUCUCAUGGAGAGACCACAUCACCAAUGAAGAGGUGAUGAGAAGGGCAGGGGUAGCACCAUUGAGUGCCAGAAGGGGGAAAGAGGAAGAGAAGAUGACCAAAGAAGACUUGGAGACAAACAGCCAAGGAAGACCUGAGAGAGAUGGGAGUCAGCUGGCAUCGAGCAAGAAGGGUUGCCAAUGACUGGAACAAAUGGAGGGGACUCGUCGCCCAAUGUUCCAACAGGAACGGAGGAACUAAGUCUAAAGUCUUCAAGAAGUCCAGCCCCAACUGCAAGCUGACUGUUUAUCUGGGCAAGCGGGACUUCAUAGAUCACUUAGAUCAUGUGGAUCCAGUGGACGGAGUGCUCCUUGUGGACCCAGAGUAUCUCAAGGGUCGCAAAGUGUUUGUAAUGCUGACUUGUGUGUUUCGUUACGGUCGUGAGGACCUGGACGUCUUGGGCCUUUCCUUCCGAAAGGAUCUUUACGUGAGCACUUUUCAGGUUUUCCCUCUCCUGGAUGAGGAAGAGCAGAAACCUUUGAGCUACCUGCAGGGGAGGCUGUUAAAAAAGCUUGGCCAACAUGCCUACCCCUUCAACUUCAGUAUCCCCCAGAACCUGCCCUGCUCAGUUACCCUGCAGCCCGGCCCAGAGGACACUGGCAAGGCGUGUGGCGUGGACUACGAGCUUCAAACUUUCUGUGCCAACACAGCGGAUGAGAAGCUUCAUCAAAGGAACUCGGUGCUCUUAGUGAUCCGUAAGGUGCAGUUUGCGCCAGAGAAGAGAGGCCCACAGCCCAUGGCGGAGACGAGCCGCAGCUUUCUGAUGUCGGAGAGACCUCUGCACCUGGAGGCCUCGCUGGAUAAGGAGCUGUAUUACCAUGGCGAGCCCAUCAGUGUCAACGUUCACGUCUCCAACAACUCCACUAAGACGGUCAAGAAAGUCAAGAUAUCAGUCCGUCAGUAUGCAGACAUCUGUCUCUUUUCCACGGCCCAGUACAAGUGUCCUGUGGCCCAGCUGGAGGCAGAUGAUCAGGUUUCUCCCAGCUCCACCUUCUGCCAGGUCUACACACUGACACCCUGCAUGGGUACCAAUAGGGAAAAGAGAGGCCUGGCCUUGGACGGAAAACUCAAACAUGAAGACACCAACCUGGCCUCCAGCACCAUAGUGAAAGAGGGGGACAACAAGGAGAUGAUGGGCAUCUUAGUAUCCUACAGGGUCAAAGUCAAACUGGUGGUGUCUUUAGGAGGGGACAUCGCAGUGGAGCUUCCGUUUGUCCUGAUGCAUCCCAAACCAAUGGGCCAGCCCAGCCUGCAGCCAGCGUCUCCUGAGGCUGAUGCUCCUGUUGAUGCAAACCUCAUAGAUUUUGAUAUGAGGUCUUCCUCUCAAGGCGACGACUUUGUGUUUGAAGACUUUGCCCGCCUACGUUUGACGGGGUCUCAGGUGGACGGCGACCCCCUCUGUUAGCCGCGGCGAGCCAAAAGAUAUUCUGCUGUCUUUCAGAGACUCUAAGGGUAUUUUUACAAGUUUUCUAAUGAAGAAAAGCUCCGAUGUCUUACUGCUUAUUUAGUUCUUAAUUUCAAGUUGCAGUCAAAGUUAUGAUUAUUUGGCUUUUGGAAAAUUUCAGGAGGAACCUAUAAUUCACUAUUUUAAAACGUGUGAUUGCUCGUGUGCAGCUGUUGAAUAGUUCACAAUCGCCAAGUGGUGUUGGUCAAUUGUUGUUUUCUUGGUUUCCCAAUGUCAAAAUGUGAACAGCAGAGGGACUGUUUUGAAUACCGUCAGGACACUUAUGGAUCACACACCUGUUGCGAAUGUACUGAAACCUUCAACAGUCGGACAUUCAGAAGUUUAGAGAAGGCUGAAUUAAGUUUACCCAUACAGUACAUUUUAAUUAGUGUAUUUUAGGUUCAUCCUGAUUUUUUAUCAGUAGCAUAUUAGAUUUAUUCUAUACUCUGUGUACUUUUGUAACCCAAAUAGAGCGCCUCUUUGUUACUGUGUUUUAACUGUGGUCAUUUCUGAAGGACUUGCUGCAUAUACGUCAUUGACUUGCUCAGGUGAUGGUGGAAAAGUAAGGAUCCUAAAUCGUACGAAGGAAGUAUUUAGACAAAUCCUGCCUGAGUUACAUUACGCGUGAAAAUAUUGACAAAGAUACUCUAUAGAUCAUAUUAUUUUCUUCAAAUGAAUGUUGUAAUCAAAAGUUUGUACAAAUAAAUGUGUAGCACACAAAUAUGAAAAAAGUGAGAUCAGUUCAAAAAGUGCACAUUUAAGAGUUAUGCUGCUGCUCCAGCAUGACUUCGCAGGUGCGGCCCAUUUCUCCCAGUUUGACCUUGGCGUACUCUGCCCUGUUGAGUGCCAUCUGACAGUCUUUCCUGGAAGAGUAUGUAGAGCCUUCAUGAGGUUGGCCUGUAGCCACCUGAAGAAACAACGACAGUUAUUCAUCUUAAAAACAAAUCCUAAAAGUGUGUGUUUAUUACCUGUGUAAGGUAGCGGAUUUGGCCGCUCAGUUCGUUCUCCACUCUGCUGAUGGAGCUCUGGAACUGGACCAGCUGUCUGUCCAGCAGGCUGGCGUUGUGUUUGUCUUUCGAAAGUUCGACCAUUAUGUUACCUGCAAAGGAUAGACAACAAUACAAUGAUACAA